This is a messenger RNA of Daphnia magna, 1529 nucleotides long. Its product is annotated as speckle-type POZ protein B. Bases 451 to 1503 code for a protein of 350 amino acids. The transcript is spliced from 4 exons. NCBI's taxonomy places the organism in Eukaryota, Metazoa, Arthropoda, Branchiopoda, Diplostraca, Daphniidae. Gene Ontology annotation, biological process: protein ubiquitination. Gene Ontology annotation, molecular function: protein binding. The record is from RefSeq and is a predicted model, not a curated record.
AGUGCUCUAGGCGUCUUUCUGUGAUUGGAUGUUGUUAUGUACAUCAUGCGUCUUCUUUUUUGUUCUAAAAAUCGAUUUAACUGUACACGUUUUCAUGCAUAGUAGUUUCCAGUCUUUCGAAUACCGUCGAGUGGUAAUGUUGGACAACGUCUGCGUCUAGUGAGCAUUAGUUGGAUAUCAACACGUGUUCCUCUUUUGUCAGGAUUAUUCAAUUCAUUUAAGGAAUUCUCUCCGUCCCCCUCACUGGACUCGACAACCAUUUGAAAUUUCAUUUUGUUGAUGGACUUAAGUUCUUUCUAGUGCUCGAAACGUUGACAGCCAACUGCAUUUAGCUUUUUUGGUGCAAUCUUUUGCAAUUAACGAGUAGUGAAAAUUUUGGUAUAAGGUAAGAUUGUGAAUUGUGCUGUAUCAUUUGGUUUUCAAUUUGUCAUAUCUCUGAGCGCUAUAACCAUGAGCGUCGAAGAAAAUCUAGCUGAUAUUUUUAGCAUCACACGUGCUGUUCAUUAUCACGUCAUUCAUACCUGGCGAAUAGAGAGUUACGAACAAUAUUUCUCUUCAGCGAAAUGCCACUUGACGUCAAUCCAUUCCAGCGUCUUUGGCCACGAAGACGAUCCUGGCACAAAGUGGACGCUUCAAUUGUUUCCAAAAGGAGACAAAGAAGCUAGUACUAAUGGCAAUCCAGGAUCUGAGACUCUUUCCUUCUUCAUAAAUCUGGACAAGUCCUCGGACGUGCUUGAACUCCCUGCUAAAUAUUCUGUCGCCAUCAUUGGUGAUGACAGGUGCGCUCAGAAAGUAACAGGGGAUAAUACCUUCAAACGGGGAAGUGGUUGGGGACGAUCCAAAUUCAUGAAGAUGGAGGAUCUGCUUAAAGACAAAGACAUUUUCUUAGUUAAUGAUGCCAUGACCAUUCGCUGCACUGUUCAGUACACCAAGCAUGUGACGUGCCAGGAACGUCGAAAAAAACGAAGAAACAGUAGCAGCAGCGCUUCGACCGAGCCGUCCAAAAUCCUCAACACAGACAACCUUCCUCCUGACAGUCCGGAAUCAUCUCAGCAAGUAGCACAAUCGAUUUCCUGGCACGAUGUGACUUUCGUCAUUUCUGGCUCUUAUGUAAGAGCACACAAAUGGAUUGUGGCUGCUGGCAGUCCACUACUUGCCCAGCUGGUCGGUGGAUGUGAGUCGGUAAUAAAAGUAGAAGGUGUUGACCCUGAUAGCUUCACCCAAAUGAUCCGCUUCAUCUAUACUGGCGAUUGUGACAUAGCUAACGGCGGUUACAAGUUGAUGUCUGUCGCCAACAAGUAUAAGCUUCAAUCUCUGUUUAUCAAAUGUGAAGAACAUUUUGUUUCAAUACUGGAUAAGUCCAGUUGCUUUAUGAUGUAUAGCCUUGCCGACAUGUACUGCUCUCCGCGUUUGAAGAAUGAAGCUCUGAAAGUGAUUGAAAGUCUUGAAUUUAUCGGCGAUAGUAACAAAUUCUCCAUGCGCGGAACAGUUGCUCUCGUGUAAAGGCAAUACAACAUGGCGAGUCACUA